Messenger RNA from Alternaria ventricosa, 2052 nucleotides. RefSeq lists its product as uncharacterized. Lineage: Eukaryota; Fungi; Ascomycota; Dothideomycetes; Pleosporales; Pleosporaceae. The coding region runs from base 1 to 2052 and encodes 683 amino acids. The record is from RefSeq and is a predicted model, not a curated record. The transcript is spliced from 2 exons. Gene Ontology annotation, molecular function: long-chain fatty acid transmembrane transporter activity; long-chain fatty acid-CoA ligase activity.
AUGGUGCCCACUGCCGCUAGCUGUGUGGUCAAACUUCUUCCCUUUGCGCUGCCCGCCGCCGCAGCUGGUCUCGCGUAUCUUAAUGGCCGCCAUGGCUUCACCUACGACUGGCCCCUCUUGUCCUCCUUCAUCGGCAGCAGCAUCGUCGGCGCGCAGCAGGAACGACGCGACACGCUGAACCUCUUCUACGAACUCGAGGCGCAUGCCCACUCCUCUUCGCGCGCAGACCGUGCUUGGAUCAUCUUCCAGGGCAAGACAUGGACGUAUGCGCAGGCUUACGACGUCGUGCUGCGGUACGGGAACUGGCUGAAGAGCAAGGGCGUGGCGAAGGAUGAGAUUGUCGCAAUGGACUUUGUCAACUCGGACGUCUUCAUCUGGGUCUGGUUUGGCCUCUGGAGCAUUGGCGCGAAGCCCGCCUUUAUCAACUACAACCUCUCCGGCAAGCCGUUGGUCCAUACCGUCAAGACGAGUACCGCGCGCUUGGUGCUGGUGGACCAGGAGAGCAGGGACAAGUUCAGCGAAGACGCGCUGAAGGAGCAUGGCCUCACUCGCGUCCACCACGCAGACAAGGUCAAAUACACGUUUGAGCAGGAACCGUCCGACGUCCCACAAUCAGUCAAGAACCAGACACAGACUCCCCAAGCCGCCGUCGAAGCGGGCGCCGUCUCUGAGCCUUUGACUGCGCAGCGAAACCUCGAAAUCAUCUUCUUCGACGACGCCCUGACCUCGACCAUCCUCACGCACCCGCCGACGCGCCUCCCCGACUUGGCUCGCUCCGACCAAAAGCGCAGCAGCAUGGCCAUGCUCAUCUACACGUCCGGCACGACGGGCCUGCCCAAACCCGCCGUCAUGUCCUGGGGCAAAUGCGGCGGCGGCGCAAAGUUCGCCGCAAGCUGGAUGUCACUAAAGAACGACAUCGUCUACACCUCCAUGCCCCUCUACCACAGCUCCGCCUCCGUCCUGGGCGCCUGCGCCGUCCUCCGCGCCGGCAGCACAAUCCACCUAUCCAAGAAAUUCUCCCACAAGACUUUCUGGCCCGAGAUCCGCUCCUCACACGCCACAAUCCUGCACUACGUCGGCGAAACAUGUCGCUACCUGCUCUCGGCGCCGCCCUCGCCCCUCGACAAACAGCACCACCUCCGCGCCGCCUUUGGCAACGGCCUGCGCCCAGACGUCUGGGAGCCGUUCAAACACCGCUUCGGCAUCACCACAAUCUACGAAUUCUACGCCGCAACCGAAGCCCCCGGCGGCCUCUUCAACUGCUCUUCAAACUCCUUUUCCAGCGGCGCAAUCGCCCGCAACGGCCUCCUCGCCAACUUCCUCAUGACGCGCAAACUCACCCUCGUGCGUAUGGAUCCCAACGCCGAUCCCCCGGAGCCCCUUCGCGACCCCAAAACCGGUCUUUGUCAAAUCAGCGACUACAACGAACCCGGCGAGCUACUCGGUAAACUGGAUGCAGACAAUAUAAAAGACGGGUUCCAAGGCUACUACGGCAACGAGAAGGCGACCAACUCGAAGAUUAUUCGCAAUGUCAAGACGAAAGGGGAUGCGUAUUUCCGGUCUGGCGAUCUUAUGCGCUGGGACGCGGAAGGCAGGUUCUGGUUCGUUGAUCGCAUUGGCGAUACGUUUCGUUGGAAAGCGGAGAAUGUGUCUACGGCUGAGGUAUCGGAGGCUGUGGGCAAACACGACAGUGUUGCCGAGGCGAAUGUAUACGGCGUUAGUGUUCCCGGGCAUGACGGGCGCGCGGGGUGUGCGGCAAUUGUGUUUGAGCAGGGGGUUGGUGAGGUGGGGGAGAGGCUGCUUGCGGAGCUGGCGCAGCAUGUUAAGAAGGAGUUGCCCGCGUUUGCGAUGCCUGUUUGGAUUCGGGUUACCAGGGAGAUGCAGUUGACGGGGACUAAUAAGCAGCAGAAGGUUGAGUUGCAGAAGGAGGGGAUUGAUCCGAGGGUUGUCGAGGAGAAGGGGGAUACGUUGUAUUGGUUGAGGGACGGGACUUAUAAGAGGUUUACGAUGGAGGACUUGAAGAAGAUCGAGGGCGGGAGUGUGAAGUUAUGA